AUGGAGCCAAGCGCCAAACCCUGUCAUUCUCUGUUCCACUUCCCAUUCCUUCUCAUUCUCCACCUUAAAAGAUCUCUGCUUACUCUACUCUUUUCUCUAACCACUUCAUUCUUCGCUCUUCUCCUUCUCUUCCUCUUGUCAUACAAUGCCUUCACUGUCUUCUUCAUUCGUGUUCCCAAAUCAUCUCACAAAUCUCUCCUUCUUCCUCCUCCAACCCACUUCAACCUCUCUUCUUCUGUCUUCCUCGCUCUUAAAGAAGAAAAUUUUCCACUCUUCAAUAAGACCCAUUUGCCUCUUCUUCCAAACUCCACUCACAGAUUCUCCAUUCGUAGGUCUAGAAGAGAGAGGAAACACAAGCGUGGUCGUAGAAGCGUGCGUUCUGAAGCACAGUUCCCACUUCCACUCUUUCAAACUAGACUCAAAGCAUUCUUCUCUUUGAACUCUUCUUGCAAGGUGAGGUUCUUCAUGACUUGGAUUUCCCCCUUGAAGGCUUUUGGUGAGAGAGAGUUGUUCUCUGUGGAGAGCUUGUUCAAGGUUCACCCUGAAGCUUGUUUGGUCAUAGUGUCCAAGUCCCUUGAUUCUGACACAGGAACUCGGGUUCUGAAACCGUUUCUGAAUAAUGGGUUCAGGGUCAUGGCCAUUGCACCUGAUUUUAAUUACUUGUUCAAGGAUACUCAUGCUGAAGCUUGGUUUAAUCGGUUGAAGGAAGGGAUUGUGAAUCCGGGUGAAGUCUCUUUGGGACAAAACCUCUCCAAUUUGCUUAGGCUUGCUCUAUUGUACAAGUUUGGAGGCAUGUACAUUGAUGCUGAUGUUUUGGUCCUGAAGAGCUUCUCCAAUUUGAGGAACACAAUUGGAGCACAGAAUUUUGAUGCUAAAACUGGGAAAUGGAGCCGUUUGAACAAUGCUGUGUUGAUAUUUGAUAAGAAGCAUCCUUUGCUUUUCAAGUUCAUUGAGGAAUUUGCACUCACUUUUGACGGCAACAAGUGGGGUCACAAUGGUCCUUACUUGAUCUCUAGAGUGGUGUCUAGGGUGAGUGGGAGAUCCGGGUUCAAUUUCACUGUGUUGCCUCCAUCUGCAUUUUACCCUGUGGAUUGGAAAGGAAUUAGGAGUCUCUUCAGAGGGCCUAGAGAUGAGUUCCAUGCAAAAUGGUUGGUCAAGAAAAUGGAGCAAAUUCGCAAAGAAAGCUUUGCAGUGCACCUGUGGAACAGGCAGAGUAGGAAGUUAAAGGUGGUGAAGGGAAGCAUUGUUGAUAGAAUCAUUUCUAGUUGUUGCAUCUUCUGCAACACUUAG
This is a messenger RNA of Abrus precatorius (Indian licorice), 1290 nucleotides long. RefSeq names its product lactosylceramide 4-alpha-galactosyltransferase. NCBI's taxonomy places the organism in Eukaryota, Viridiplantae, Streptophyta, Magnoliopsida, Fabales, Fabaceae. The record is from RefSeq and is a predicted model, not a curated record. The transcript has a single exon. The coding region runs from base 1 to 1290 and encodes 429 amino acids.